GCAAGAAAUUGUAGUGACUUUCACCCCUGAGAAUAAGUGUCUGGAUUUUAAAAACAAAUUAUAUAAUUGAAGUCAUUAUAUAAUGCAAAUAAGGUUGCUUAAAAGUUGGUGGAGACUAUUUGAGCAUCUUAAAAAGUUGGUAGUCUUAUGUCCCUACUGUCCCUAUGCAAACCUACACCCUUGAUGUCUUGUACCCGAUUGUAAGACUCUAAACUCUGCUCAUACCUCUUUGUGGUGUCUUGAUGAACUGAACUUUGAUUUUACUUUUUUUGAACACAUUUGGCUUUUCCUUAUUAUUAUUCUUACUUUUUUCAUGUCCAUCUGUUUUGUCGAUGAGGAUUCUUAGUCAAUUGUCACUGAGAGAAUUUGACAGCUCAUGGGUUGUCUUUUGCUGUGAUUGUUUUGCCCCCGCCCGCCCAAAUGAUUCGAACAAAGGAUUUGAAGGAAUUGAAUAACAAUACGAUGAUGUCACAUGUGGGGAAAAAAAGUCUACCUGUACUCAGACGGCUCUUGUUCUCGCCCUCUAGUGGUCACAUAAAAGUAGCACCCAGCGGAAAUAAAAGAAAAGCGCAAAUUGGCUCAGGUGAGCGGAGGCUGUGGUCAUUCCGAGAUGGACUCAAAACAACACAAGCUGUUGAAGAUAAUCACGCUGGCGGCCUUCUUGCUGGCGCAAAUUGACGGCGCCGCGCCUGUGAUCCACUCGCUCGAGUAUACAACAACAGGAUCGUUUCGAAUUCCAAAAUUCCCAGGGUAUUUGAGUGUGGGUUACGUUGACGGCGUUCAGAUUUCACACUACGACAGCGACAGUAGGGAAGCAAAAGCCAAACAGGAGUGGAUGAACAAAAUCACAGCUGAGGAGCCAUACUACUGGGAGACACAGAAACUGAUUAAUAUUGUUAAUCAGUACAAUGCCAAAGACAAUAUUGAAAUUCUUCAAGAGCGCUUCAACCAAACGGGAGGUCUUCACAUGAUCCAGCACAUGUUUGGCUGCCAAUGGGACGACGAGACCGACCAGGUGGAUGGUUGGUAUCACAUGAGUUACAACGGAGAGGACUUCAUAUGGUUCGAUUGGAAGCAACUAAGAUGGAUUGCUGUCCAGCCGCAAGCAGUUGUCACCAAACACAAGUGGGACGAAGGGGACGACUACAAUGAAUUCUUGAAGUUCUACAUGACGGAGGAAUGUCCUUCAUACUUGAAGAAGUACGUGAGCUUUGGAAGGGACGUCUUAAUGAGAACAGUGUCCCCGCAGGUGUCCCUGCUGCAGAAGACGGCGGGCUCACCGGUCACCUGCCAUGCCACCGGUUUCUACCCCAGGGCGGCCGUCCUCUUCUGGAAGAAGGACGGCCAGGAUCUGGACGACAACGUGGAGAUGCACGAGAUCCUCCCCAACCACGAUGGGACCUUCCAGACCAGCACUCGCCUCAUAACUGUGGACAAGGACGCUCGCUACGAGUGCGUCUUCCGGCUGGACAGCGUCCUGCAGGUCGUGACCCCGCUGGACCUCGCCAAGGUGUUGAGGAACAAGUGCAUAGAAGAAGGCACCUACGUCCUGUUGGUCCUAUUCGUUCUGUCUGCCGUUCUCAAUGUUGUCCUCAUUGUCUACUUUGUCGUCAAGUGUAAACGAGCUACCCGCGCUGAUUCUGAUAACACUUCCUCCCGGAUCGAUUCUCCCGAGACGGAUUUUGCUGAAGCCGCUUCUUCCGUGACCGAUGCCCCUAAGGUCGCUUUGCCUGAGACUGACGACCCCGAGACCAAGCUGCUUCCUCCGACACCAACACACCCAGGUUAA
This is a messenger RNA of Corythoichthys intestinalis (scribbled pipefish), 1789 nucleotides long. Its product is annotated as class I histocompatibility antigen, F10 alpha chain-like. Gene Ontology annotation, cellular component: external side of plasma membrane. NCBI's taxonomy places the organism in Eukaryota, Metazoa, Chordata, Actinopteri, Syngnathiformes, Syngnathidae. The record is from RefSeq and is a predicted model, not a curated record. Gene Ontology annotation, biological process: immune response. Bases 611 to 1789 code for a protein of 392 amino acids. The transcript is spliced from 6 exons.